CAGAAUGUUGGAUCUGCCAUUGCGCCCCAUUAUAGACCUCACGAGCUCCUUACCAACCCACCGCGACCCAGCGAUAUCACUCUAGAACUUCUCAUUGCCUCACAAGCGCAUAUUGGACACAGCACGUCCUUAUGGAAUCCAGCCAACGCCAGAUAUAUCUUUGGCAUCAGGGGUGAAUACGAUCCGAUCCACAUCAUUUCGCCUGAUGUCACCGCCGCGCAUCUGCGGAGGGCAUGUAAAGUGGUCAGUGGCGUUGCAGAACGAGGUGGUCUGGUCUUGUUCGUGGGCACGAGAGAAGGCCAAGCUAGAGCUGUGGUCAAAGCAGCAGAAUUAACAAAAGGCUGCCAUUUGUUCACCAAGUGGAUACCUGGUACUAUCACAAACGGCCAGCAGAUUUUGGGACGAUGCGAAAAGAAAGUUGUGGACGAACAGGAUCGGGAUGUGCCAGGGUUCGAAGACCAGCUCGGCGCGAAAGCUGCCAUUAAGCCAGACCUGGUGGUCUGCUUGAAUCCUCUCGAGAACUACGUCUUGCUUCACGAAUGCGGGCUCAACAAUAUCCCAACAAUCGGCAUAAUCGACACAGACGCCAAUCCAACAUGGGUGACAUAUCCUAUCCCAGCCAACGACGACAGUUUGCGUGCCGUUCAAGUUGUCGCAGGCGUGCUCGGUCGUGCAGGUGAAGCUGGUCAGGCGGCACGAUUGAGUAGAGCGGCACGGGAUGGAUUUGUGGUAUAUCCUGCAAUU
Molecule: messenger RNA, 744 nt
Organism: Pseudocercospora fijiensis CIRAD86
Lineage: Eukaryota; Fungi; Ascomycota; Dothideomycetes; Mycosphaerellales; Mycosphaerellaceae
Exons: 1
Biological process (GO): translation
Cellular component (GO): mitochondrial small ribosomal subunit; ribosome
Molecular function (GO): structural constituent of ribosome
Source: RefSeq, a predicted model, not a curated record